Molecule: messenger RNA, 1049 nt
Organism: Amaranthus tricolor (Joseph's coat)
Lineage: Eukaryota; Viridiplantae; Streptophyta; Magnoliopsida; Caryophyllales; Amaranthaceae
Product: small heat shock protein, chloroplastic
Exons: 2
Coding region: 295-909 (204 amino acids)
Source: RefSeq, a predicted model, not a curated record
CAUAAACCAACCCCAAAGCAUUGUGCAUCUGCCUUGGAGAGAAAGAAAGAUAUUAGUGUGUAGAAGCUUCUUUCGCAAAAAAAAAAUCCCAAGAACUUCAGAACAUUCGUGACACUUCUUAUUUUAUCUCCUCCACGUUCUAGACUAAUUGUCACCGCUUUAUCUCACUUAUAAAUUAUGAAAGUUUCUGCAUUUCUCGCACUCAAAUCACAAAUCAGAAAUCACUGCACCUAAUUAAUCAAAUUCUCUGAUCGUUACUCCUUUCUCUAUUUCUCUAGUUUUCGAAGAAAAACAAUGGCUUCUUCAGUAGCUCUCCGACGUCUUGCCGGAAAAGAUUUACUUUCCGGCAACAUUUUCCGACCAUUUCGAUCUCUUUCAUCUACUCGGGCCUUCAAUACAAACACUCAGAUGACUAGAGUUGAUGACGAUGAUGUUGAUGAUCGUUCUUCCAUCUCCCGCCGCCGUGACUUUCCAACUGGAAUCCUUCCAGAUGUGUUUGAUCCAUUUGCACCAACAAGGAGUGUAAGCCAGUUAAUGAACUUCAUGGAUCAAUUAAUGGAGAAUUCAGCAUCCCGAAUGGGAAUGGGCGGAGGAGGAGCAAUGAAGAGAGGAUGGGAUGUUAAAGAAGAUAAAGAGGCUUUAAGAUUGAAGGUAGACAUGCCAGGAUUGGGGAAGGAAGAUGUAAAAGUAUCAGUAGAAGAAAAUACUCUGAUCAUAAAAGGUGAAGCAGAGAAAGAAACAGAGGAAAUGGAAGAUCGUAGAAGGUACUCAACAAGGAUUGAUUUGAGUCCAAAUAUGUAUAAAAUUGAUGGGAUUAAAGCUGAGAUGAAUAAUGGUGUGCUCAAGAUUGUUCUUCCUAAACUUAAACCUGAGGAAAGGAAAGAUGUUUUUCAAGUUCAGAUUGAAUAAGCUUUGAAUAGUGCUUAUUUUAAUUACUAGUAUCAUAAACCAAAAAUCAAUCAUCAUGUAUUAGUUGUUUAAUUGGUGUUCUACGUUCAUGUAUUAGUUUUAAUAGUAAUAAAAUAGUGUUUUGUUUUUUGGUUUUGUAA